CGUGUGCGUAAUUUCCCCAAACAUUCCUGGACUGAAACCAGAAGCGGGAUAAAGUUGGAAAACUCUGGCUACUCGGGACUUUAACCAAUGUGGCUUCUUGGAUCAACUUCCCAAAUGAUGAUGAUGAUGGAUGAGUCUACCUCCGCGCGCUCCGUGCAGAGUCCGGGGAACAACCCGUCCACUGUCCACAGCAUCGAGGCCAUACUGGGCUUCAAGGAGGACAUCCUCUUCCAUAAGUCCUCCUCUUGCUCCGUGAUGGAAAAAGUCAGAGACGCGGAGCGCGGCCGGAAUGAGGUUGUGACCCAAAGGAAGAAAGGUCACUUCUCAGAAACUUGUGACAGUGCGUGCUGCUGCGGCAGCGGCGCCGGUGAGCCCUCUGUGGGCCCGGAUUCACCGGACCGGGACGGGAAACUGUCCGACGAUGAAAGCCACAAGAAGAAACACCGCCGGAACCGAACCACCUUCACAACCUUCCAGCUCCACGAACUGGAGCGGGCUUUUGAGAAGUCCCACUACCCGGAUGUGUACAGCAGAGAGGAGCUGGCCCUGAAGGUCAACCUGCCAGAGGUUCGAGUCCAGGUGUGGUUCCAAAACCGUCGAGCCAAGUGGCGUCGCCAGGAGAAGUUGGAGGUGGGCUCCAUUAAGCUGCAGGACACCCCAUCCUCCUCCCUGCUCUCCUUCAGCCGAUCCUCCACCAGCUGCCUGGCCUCCGGGCUUCAACUGGACCCCUGGCUCUCCACCCCGAUCACCUCCUCUGCCUCCCUGCAGUCGCUGCCAGGCUUCAUAAGCAGCUCACACAGCCUCCCAGGCACAUACGCUGCUUCCCCACCUCCUCCACCUCCUCCUCCAUCCAUACCUCCCUCCUUGCCGGCCUCUUUCUUCAGCUCCCCAGUCUUGGGACACAGUCCUCACCUGCCCCACAUCAGCUCCAUAUGCCCCCCACCCCCACCAUACCAGUGCUCUGUUAACCCCAGGAACUCCAGCAUUGCCUGUCUGAGGAUGAAGGCUAAGGAACACAUUCAGUCUAUUGGAAAGUCGUGGUGAUUCUGAGUGGAGCUUUAAAUGGACACGUUGAAUUUUCCCAGGAAACUUUAUCAUCCUGCAGAUGCGAUGGUCAGAUCUGGAAUUUGCCUUUAAAGAAACGACUUUGAGAAUUCCUGAAAACACACCAGAGAACCCGUGAGACGCUUCAUAAAAACCCUGUAAAUUAUAAUAAAUUAAAACCUGUUAUCUUGUGUGUCUUUUAUUUACAAUCUCUGUAAUUUGUUUUGCUCUGUUUCUUCUUUGUGUCCCAUAAAACAACAUAUUAAUAUUA
Messenger RNA from Nothobranchius furzeri (turquoise killifish), 1315 nucleotides. RefSeq names its product retinal homeobox gene 3 (gene rax). Gene Ontology annotation, molecular function: RNA polymerase II cis-regulatory region sequence-specific DNA binding; DNA-binding transcription factor activity, RNA polymerase II-specific. Gene Ontology annotation, biological process: positive regulation of transcription by RNA polymerase II. The record is from RefSeq and is a predicted model, not a curated record. NCBI's taxonomy places the organism in Eukaryota, Metazoa, Chordata, Actinopteri, Cyprinodontiformes, Nothobranchiidae.